Molecule: messenger RNA, 6354 nt
Organism: Helianthus annuus (common sunflower)
Lineage: Eukaryota; Viridiplantae; Streptophyta; Magnoliopsida; Asterales; Asteraceae
Exons: 14
Coding region: 1-6354 (2117 amino acids)
Biological process (GO): telomere maintenance; DNA repair
Molecular function (GO): protein binding; DNA helicase activity
Source: RefSeq, a predicted model, not a curated record
AUGUUGGAUAUAAUUGCAAGACUUCCACCAAAAAAUGUUGCUCAAUGUAAGCUUGUCUGCAAGGAGUGGUUAGAUUUCAUUUUAGAUCGUAAGUUUGUAAGGGCUCAUUGUCAUUACAUGCGUGCAUCGGCUGAUCAAAAAUUGUUGAUGGUUGGUUGGAAGACUAUCGAAGUACAUUCCUUAAAUUAUAAGUCCCCGGGAUUUAUUGUACCAAGAGGUGUUGCCCGCCCGUUCUAUGCUCAUCCUUCUAGAAUGUUUUUUUUGGCAAGUUUGGAUGGUAUGUUGUGUGUUUGUCUGCAAAACACUUGUGAGUUGGUUGUUUGGAAUCCAUUGACGACUAAGUUCAAGAAGUUGGCAAAUUCUAAUUCGCAAGGUUUCUACAAAGUUGAUAGAGAUGCUCUAGGAUUUUUUGUUGACUCUUCUGAUGAUUACAACAUUUUACAUAUUAAACGUAGACGAGGUACAAUGACCGUUUAUAUUUAUUCGAUGGAGUUGAAUUCAUGGAGUACUGUACGCUUCCUAAAACACCGUCCGUACCACCAUUAUACGUACCUUUGGUCGCCAGCAACUUUGUGUGGUGGUGGUUUGUAUUUUGUCGUUACCCAAUGUCGUGGUCGUUCAGAUGGAUUGUCGGUUAUUCGUUUUGAUGUGAAUUCAAAGUCGUUUUCUGAAUUGUGUUUCCCCAAUGUAUAUGACGAUGAAGUUAGUGGAAGUUUAGUUAACAUAAACGAGGAGCUUCAUAUGUAUGUUUGUAUCGGAAACUAUGACUAUAGACGAGAAAUUGUAUUGUGGAGGCUUAAAAAUAAAAGUUGGAUGAAGGUUUUUGCAUAUCCUGAUAAGUUGUGGAUGCCAUUAUCAACUAUGUGUUCUUUCACAUAUUACAAUUUGCCAGGGACAUGUCUUGUGAUAACGAAUUUUGGACAAGUGAUUGAAAUUGAUUUGCAACGGGAUCAUCUAGGUUAUUUCUGCCGUGUUGAUAUGAGUGCACCUAUAUCAAAUGAUUCCGAUUCAAUUUCUUCGGUCCCUUCGCAUGAGACGUCAGCAUCUACACGUGUUGAAUGUCGUAGGGGCCGUGGACGUAUGGGCCGUCCUCGAUUGCGGGAGCGACUUCCUGUUGUGACGCCUGAUGUUGCAUCCUCUCAACGGUGUUCUUACGUUGGUAGUUCUAGCAGAAGUGUGGUACGCUAUAUGCGUAUGUCAAAUGAAAAUGUGCAACCUUCUCCGAUCCCUUCAGUUUCGGAUUCAUUUGCGGUUAUACGUACCACUCAGGAAAAUAUAUCUUCUAAUGCAACGACUGAAGUAGGGCGUAGACGGACGGGCCAAAUGGGUCGUCCUCGAUUACGUGAUCGCCCUUCUGAUUUAACAAGUGAGGCUACAAGUACUCAAAGACGUUGCAAUGUUGAUCGUAUCAACAGAGGUGUUGUGCAUUAUACCAGUAGAACAAAUGGAGCUGCGCAAUCUUCAUUAGGUUCAACGGUUUCACAAACAUCUGGAUGUCUACAUUCGAAUCAAGUUGAAGUACCUUCCCGUGCAAGUGUCUUUCAAGACGAAAAUAGAUAUUGGCGAUGUCCGUCGUAUUGGGAUAUCGGUGAUGCAAACCAUAGUUGUGUUCAUUGUGGAGCUAUGCUUUGGUAUGAGGAACGAACUAUAAAAAGUUUAACUCCUCGUGUUCCAAGUUUUUCAUUAUGUUGUAGUGAAGGAAAGGUUUGCUUGCCAUUUCUUCGACAUCCUCCUCAAACAUUGGGUCGUCUUCUUGAUUACAAUGGGGAAACACGAUCUCGCGUGUUUAGAGAAAACAUAAAGCUUUUAAAUGCGAUGUUUGCAUUUACCUCAACCGGUGGGAGAAUAUCUACGGAUUUAAAUGAUGGUCGUGGGCCUUAUACAUUUCGUUUGAAUGGCCACAACCAUCAUAAUAUUGGAUCAUUGUUGCCUAUGCAUCCUGAUGGACGCCCUAGAUUUGCUCAAUUGUACGUUUAUGACACGGAAAAUGAGAUUGAUAAUCGCUUUUAUGCUUUGCGAAAUUGUGUGUCACCAACGUCUGAUCAAGUCAUCCUGCGCACAUUAGUGAAUGACUUGCUGUUGAUGCUUGAUGCGAACAAUGCAUUAGUGCAGGCUUUUAGGAUGGCACGUGAAAGGUUUAAUGACAACUCAAUGCAACGUCUUACGCUUCGCUUGCUUGGUACGCGAAAUAGAAGAGAAGGACAAUAUUCUUUGCCUACUGUUCCUGAAGUGGCUGCACUGAUUCCAGGUGAUGGAAAUCCUACGGACUCACGUGAUAUUAUUAUUGAAGAACGUGGUAGUCGUAGUGCAAAGCGUAUAUCUGAAUUGCACCCAAGUUUUAUGGCGUUGCAGUAUCCUUUGUUGUUUCCGUAUGGAGAAGAUGGAUUCCAUCUUAAUAUUCCUCUAUGUAAUAUAUCUCCAUCAAGUAGGCGGCAAUCGGUUUCAUUAAGAGAAUAUUAUUCUUACCGUUUACAACUUAGGAGGAAUGAAGGUAAGACAUUACCCAAAUCUGGCCGUUUAUUUCAGACGUAUGUUGUGGACUGUUAUUCAGCUAUCCUUGAACAUGAGAUGAAUUGGUAUAAACAAAACCAAAACACUAUUCGUUCGGAUUUGUAUAAUGGUUUAUGUGAUCGUAUCGCUGAUGGUGAAACAAGUUGUGAAGCAGUUGGUCGACGUGUUAUCCUGCCAGCUACAUUUGCCGGUGGGCCAAGACAUAUGAUUCAACAGUAUCAGGAUGCAAUGGCUAUUUGUCGUUGGGCUGGGGCUCCGGACCUUUUUAUUACUAUGACAUGCAAUUCAAAAUGGCCGGAAAUUACCCGACACAUUCAAGCAACAACCCCUGGUAUGAGUGCGUCCGACCGCCCUGACAUUGUUGCCCGUGUUUUCAAAAUUAAACUUGAUGAACUUAUCAAAGACAUAAGGAAAAGGAAUAUUUUUGGACACACGAAAGCAGUUAUCUAUACAAUCGAGUUUCAGAAACGAGGACUUCCACACUCUCAUAUUCUGCUUUUUUUACAACCUGAAGAUAAGAUAAAUACGGUUGACAAUAUCGAUAAAUAUAUAUCUGCGGAGCUUCCUUCGGAGGUGGAAGACCCUAUAGCUUUCGCUAUUGUUCGUUCACAAAUGAUGCAUGGUCCAUGUGGUUUGCUCAACCCUUCAAGCCCUUGUAUGCAUAAUGGUGUAUGUAGUAAAGGGUACCCAAAGAAUUAUUGUGAGGAGACAUUCAUCCGAAAUGAUGGUUGGCCGUGUUAUAAGAGGCCCAAUAAUUCAAGAGUUGUUAAAGUUGGUUCUCAAGAUAUUAAGCUUGAUAAUCGGUAUGUUGUUCCGUAUAACCGUGAAUUGUUGGUGAAAUAUGGUUGUCACAUUAAUGUGGAGUGGUGCAACCAAGGGAUGUUAGUCAAGUAUCUUUUUACUUAUAUAAACAAAGGUCCAGAUCGUGCAACUGUGGUUUGGAAGAUUUUUGAAUUUGAAAUGAAGUACCGUGAUGUUGCUGUUGAGCGGUUACCUUUUCAUGAGGAAGGGUGUAAUAGAGUGUAUUUUCAUGAUAAUGAUGAGGUUGAGGAAGUUGCCCAACGUGCUACGGCUAGCAUGUCAAAAUUUACUGAAUGGUUUCGUGCAAAUGAAAGGUUUCCGCAUGGUCGUUCUUUGACAUAUGUAGAAUUUCCAACAAAGUUCACUUGGCAUGAAAAGGAGAAGGAGUGGUUGCCACGACAUAGGGUGACUUCUAUUGGCCGCAUUUAUUAUGUGAGCCCAUCAAUGGGUGAAAAGUAUUACCUCCGUAUGUUAUUAAAUGUUCAACGUGGGCCAUUAAGCUUUAAAGACAUUCGUACGGUUGAUGGUGUUGAGCAUCCAACUUAUAUGUCUGCUUGCAAUGCGUUGGGUUUGUUAGGAGAUGAUGUUGAGUGGGUAGAUUCAAUACGUGAAGCUUCUCAAUGGCAGUUGGGGAAUCAACUUCGUGAUUUAUUUGUUUGCAUUCUAUUGUUUUGUACGGUUAGCAAUCAACGGCGGUUAUUUUUUGAUUGUCUACCUUACUUAUCAGAUGAUAUUGCUUACAAUCGACGCACAAUGCUGCAGAAUGAUGAUGUGGUAUUCACAGAUGAAGAGAUUCUCAAUUAUACAUUGAUUGAGAUUGAAAGAGUUUUAAUUGGUCAUGGUAAAAGUUUAUUAGAUUUUCCUAAUUUGCCUCAAAUUGAUCGUCAAUUGGUUGAUACUAUGGAAAAUCGGUUGAUUAUGGCUGAGCGCACCUUCAAUAUUGAAGAAGAAAUGACGCUUUUUCAUGAUUUAUUUCGUGGAUUGAAUGUUGAACAAAGGGAGGUGUUUGAUUAUACUCUCAUUUCCUGUUUUCGUUCACGUGGCCAAAUCGUCUUGUCUGUUGCUUCUUCUGGGAUUGCCUCUCUUCUACUACCUGGUGGUCGUACAGCGCAUUCGCGUUUUAAGAUUCCCUUUGAACUUGAUAAGGAUUCUUGCUGCUCGAUUGAUGUUGGGACGGAUCUUGCUGGGCUGAUUAAUGAUGCCGCGCUUAUAAUAUGGGAUGAGGCACCGUUGCAACAUCGUUAUGCAUUUGAAGCGGUUGACCGUACUUUUAGAGAUAUUUGUCGAAAUAAUAUACCUGGUGCAGACCGUCGAGUAUUUGGAGGGAAAUGUGUCGCUCUUGGAGGAGACUUUCGGCAAAUUCUUCCUGUUAUUCCGCUUGCUCCGCGUAGUGAGAUUGUUGCUUCGGUUGUGAAUAAGUCAUCGACUAUAUGGGGUUCGUGUAAGGUGUUUUCUUUAACGAUUAAUAUGCGGUUGAAUAGUUCAAGUGUUAAUGACGAUGUUGUAAUACAACAUCGAGAUUUCAAUAAGUGGAUUUUAGAUAUGGGGUCUGGUCGUCUUCCUGCAAUUUCGCUAGACGGGGAAGAUGAGAGAACUUGGAUUAAUAUACCUCGCGAUCUAUUGAUUCCUGUUUCAGAUAAUCCUAUUGAAUCAGUUGUUUCAGAUACAUUUCCUAAUAUAGAAGAACGAUUCACUGAUGUUUCUUACCUACAGGAGCGCUGUAUUUUAUCAUCGACUAACAAUGAGGUUGAUACGAUUAAUCUACAUGUUCUUGAUAAGUUGCCAGGUGACAAUCAUGAGUUAUUUAGUCUCGAUUCCAUUUGUGCAAGUACAAAUAAUAUUGAAGAAAUGCAGGCUAUGUAUCCUACGGAGUUUCUUAAUACUGUACAUUUUUCUGGCUUACCGAAUCACAUAUUAAAGUUAAAGGUUGGGGCACCGAUCAUACUGCUACGUAACUUGAAUCUCAAGAAAGGAUUGUGUAAUGGGACCCGUUUAGUGGUUACUCAAAUAAGUCGUCGUGUUAUUGAGGGCGUUAUUAUUACGGGUACGCAUGUUGGAGAAAGAGCUUUUAUUUCAAGAAUCGAUAUGACUCCAACUUCUACAUGUUGGCCUUUCCACUUUAAGAGAAGACAGUUUCCCGUGAAACUAUGUUUUGCUAUGACAAUUAAUAAAAGUCAGGGCCAAACAUUUAAACAUGUUUGUGGUUACUUGGUAAAGCCUGUUUUUUCACAUGGUCAACUUUAUGUGAUUGCCUCCCGUGUUACAUCUCGAUCUGGUCUACGAUUUUAUGUUGAUAAUGAUGGCAAGUGUUCUAACGAAUUAACAAGAAAUGUUGUUUAUAAGGAAGUUUUUUAUAACUUACCUUUGAUGUCAAGUGAUGCAUUGGAUUGUUCAAUUCAUGCAAAAAUUCCUUUUCAUUUGAUGCAUCUUUUUACUAAUCGUUUGGAGGAUGGUUGCGUGUAUAGGCUAUAUGGUUUUGAGGUUACCGUGCCUGUUUUAUUUAAAGCUAACACACCCCAAAAUGAAGACUCGCAAGUUGUUAGUAUUGCUGAUGUUUAUCGAUUUAUUCAGGCAGGAGUUUAUAAGGGGACAUUUUAUAACAUCUUUGGUACUAUAGUUGAUAUUGAUUUGUUUGAUGAUUGGAAGUAUGUUAAAUGUUCUAAAUGUCGAAAGAAGGGUGUUAAUGAUCCUUUAUGGGCUCAGACAUAUUUGGUUGAUUCUUUAUGUGCUAGGAGUAUCAUGUUUUUGAAGGCAAUGAAGAUGAAUGCACAGAGUUUUUUUUCAAGAGUCUCAACUGAAGAAAUGGAUAUGGCUGAUGAAUUGUUAUGGGGUCCAAUCAUUUCAUCAGUCUCGUCUAAUGAGACACCAAUGGUACAGUCGUUUGAUUGUGAAGCGGAUAAUGGUUCUAUCAUUAAUUCAAGAAAGUCGAAUACUAGGGAUGUUACAACUGCUUCCACAUCUGUUGUUGAGUGUUCUAAUGAGUGUGAUCAAGAAGUGAGGCCUAAACGAGCAAGACGAAAGCCAAAGAAAUAUACUGAUUAG